Messenger RNA from Arthroderma uncinatum, 5220 nucleotides. RefSeq lists its product as uncharacterized. NCBI's taxonomy places the organism in Eukaryota, Fungi, Ascomycota, Eurotiomycetes, Onygenales, Arthrodermataceae. Bases 1 to 5220 code for a protein of 1739 amino acids. Gene Ontology annotation, molecular function: guanyl-nucleotide exchange factor activity. Gene Ontology annotation, biological process: regulation of ARF protein signal transduction. The transcript is spliced from 5 exons. The record is from RefSeq and is a predicted model, not a curated record.
AUGGCAGAAACACACUCCAGAACUGUCUCGUGGCCAGACGUCGAUGAAGAUACGUUUGUCCGGUUCUGUGAAUUCUGCUACAAGGACAAUUACUCCAACCCUUCCUGGCAGGUAGACUCCAGCGUGACUCCUCUCGUGGAAGUACAGGAGAGUGUCGAGGUAGCAGAUCUGAUAACUAGGAUGGAGGAGGAUCUUUAUCGAGGCUGGGGACGCCGCGAGCCGUAUCAUCCAAAGCGGGCGGUUGGACGCAACGAUAUCAAGAACUUCUGGGGACCUUUCCCGACCUGCUCUACAUCCUCCAUCAGACACGCCGUCACCUCCAACACCUCAGCUGGACAAGACUUCACUCCUGUCUUCCUUGCCCAUGCCAAGUUGUAUGUUUUGGCAGAUAGAUACAGAGUCGACAACCUCAGACUCCUGGUUUUAGGGAAGCUCCACGGAACUCUGCAAGAGUUUCUUCCUUACAAAGAACGGAUCGGGGAUAUAGUCGAGCUGGUCAAGUUCGCGUACUCUGAUGAGAAUACUCUUGGGAAUGGCGCCGGCAACACUGACGACCUGAGAAAGCUCGUGGCUCGCUAUGUCGCAUUCCAGGUGGACAGUAUGCGUUCGAGUGAAGAGUUUAUGGAACUCCUGCAGAAGAAUUGCGAUCUCAUCCACGAUUUCCUGGCGGAGAUCGGAACACAAACGCUUGAGCUGGCCGAGAGGUCAGGGGUCAAGGCGACAACAAAGUACCGGUACCUCGUUGACCGGGAUAUGGUCAACUUCUCCUCCUCCGACCUCAGCUUCAACUUCCACCGUCUUCCCUGUCCGACUCGCUCGUCCUCCAGCCCUCGACAUCAGGACAUCCAGACAGACAUCCAGACACCCAGCUGCUCAACGGUGCCGGCUGUCAGCUCGCUUGCUCCCCUUGCGCGCCAGCGACCUCCUUUAAACCGCCCCGUCCGCGUCCGCUUGAUACUUAUCACAUCUACUCUAUCACGCUGCACACGGGCGAUGUGGAGGAAAUCCAACACCACCACCACGACCACCACCGCAACCACGACGGCGACGGCGACCACCAUCACGAUGCCGUGGAAUCUUCGGAGCUCGUCCAAGGACUCUGCAAGGAAGCACAUCUCCCCCGCGCACUCGGAGGUGGAGUUGCCGCCUCGCCGGAGCGAGCACUCGAUUCGAUCGCGCCCUCGCUCCCCGCUGCCCCGGCUAUCAGAGACCCAGGGAGUGGCUGGGGACCGCUCCUCGUUCGCGCACGAUGUCAAUGGCAGCAGGCUCGAUGUUGUCCGGGAGAACGACGCCAGGGAUCCGGCCGUGACUCGUUUGGCGACCAAGAGGAACCGGUUCAGUCUGAUGAAAUUCCGCCAUGCCUCCGAUCCGCAAUUGUCGUCGAGCUACCAGAACUCGGAACCCCCGCCGGUGCCCAAGCUGCUUCCUCCUCCUACAAUCAUCACCACUUCGCCAACGAACAACAAUCUGGACCUGCCGGGAAAGGGUCAGGGUCAGAGUCAGGACCACGGCCACGGCCAGGACCAAUCACGGUUUUCUCAAUCGUCGCAUAACUUGGUCUCCGAAGGGGACGUGGUAUCUCGCAGCUCGAGUCCGGGGCUUACGGGCAGGCCCAGGAAGGAUAGGAGUACAAAUCCGACGCCACCAGCUACAUCGAAUGCAAAAUCUUCCCAUAUCUGCUUCGAAGAGACCGGAAGACUCUCAACCACUUCUCUCCGCAGCGGACAUCGGAACCACGCACACGCGGACUCGCAGUCGGCUCUAUCUAAUGCUCGGCUAUCUGAAUCUUCUCGCUCUGACGCCAGUUCCGGUGAUCGGUCGGUGUAUCAGUCCCAGUCCUCGAAGAAGGAAUCUACUUCUGCUGCCUCCUCGAUAUUCCGGUUCCCUCGUCUGAAAAAGAGCCGAGCGUCCCUCUUCCCGGUGCCUGUUAAAAUACCGCCUCCAGAUGGUCAGUCCUUCCACCGCCAGACUCAAUCGAGCAAAUCUGCAGACCUACAUAGCGACUCUACUCCUCUCCCGUCACCUUCCCAGUCGUCGUCCGGUCGCCCUCCGUCAACUGCUGGCUCCCCUAGACCUCCGCUUUUCCGCAAAGACUCAGGGACAUCAGGACGCUCCAAGACAUCCAUCUCUCCGGCCGCCACAGACCGUGCAAAACGCCGUGCUAGGUCGUCAACCCUGGGCUCAUUGCAUAACAUCCAUGAUGAUACAGAUACCUGUCUAACCCCCGACAUCACGCCGCCAGCAGUCAAUGCUCCUAGGAAAUCCUUUAGCGACCUCUUCAGCAUCCACACCCGUCUAAAACAGAAUCUGAACGACCUGCCUACCACUCCUCCGUCAGGAACCCCGACUACCACUCCAGGGACCGGCACAGGACACAUGACGCCUACAACUUCCAAAUCCAACUCCUUCUCCCUCGCCCGCGAACUCUCGUCCUACCCAGCACGCUCUUCCACUGAUACCUCUGCAACCUACCUCUCUCGCCUCGAAUCCAGUGUCCACCGUGGCGCAAUUGCAACCAUUCUCUCCCAAUCUAGCGAGGAAUUCUACUCUGUUGCUCUGCGCAAAUACAUGCGGGGGUUCUCCUUCUUUGGGGACCCAUUGGACAUGGCUAUCCGCAAACUGCUCAUGGAAGCUGAAUUGCCCCGAGAGACUCAACAGAUAGAUCGCAUGAUCCAAUCGUUCGCCAAUCGUUACCACGAAUGUAAUCCAGGAAUCUUCGCAUCUACCGAGCAAGCAUAUUUCAUUUCCUUCUCGCUACUGAUCCUGCACACGGACGUGUUCAACAAGAACAAUAAACGCAAGAUGCAGCGUGCAGACUAUGUGAAGAAUACUCGCGGUGAAGGCGUAGCGGAUGAGAUCCUCGAAUGCUUCUACGAUAACAUCUGCUACACCCCCUUUAUCCACGUCGAGGACGAACUCAAUCUCAACUCACGCCUCAGCUCCCCCAAGGCACGAAGCAACCUCAUGACAAAGAUGGCUAGCACCGACCACCUGAUGAAAUCAUCCAAGGACCCAAUAGAUCCGUAUGCACUCAUCCUCGAGGGGAAAGUCGCUUCCCUCCGACCAAAUCUCAAGAAUGUCAUGGAACUAGAAGACGUCUACUCCUCCACCCCGACAACAAUCACCCAUCUACCGGCUUGUCCUUCCAUAGCACAGCUGAACCACACCUUCGACAACCCAUGCAUACUACAGAUUGUCUCUGCCCGUUCCCGCCCAGAUGCAUUUAUGACUGAAUCGUCAAUCGCUAACCCAGCAGAAUCCCAACCCGGUCUAGUCGAUAUCCGUGUCGUCAAGGUUGGUCUCCUCUGGCGCAAAGAUGCGAAAAAGAAAAAGGCGCUAUCUCCCUGGCAGGAAUGGGGUGCUGUCCUUACUGGUUCCCAGCUGUACCUGUUCCGUGACGUGCAAUGGGUUAAAUCCCUUAUUGCACAGUAUGACGCAAAACACAAAAAAGACAGCCAUCCUCCAGCGGUGACAUUCACCCCUCCAAUUGCGGACUUCAAGCCAGACACAAUCAUGUCUACUGCAGACGCCGUGGCGCUGCUCGACUCAAACUACAAGAAACACAAACAUGCCUUCUUGCUCGUACGUCAUGGUGGAUUUGAAGAGGUGUUCCUCGCAAAUUCCGAUGCUGAGAUGGCUGACUGGAUGAACCUGGUAAAUCAUGCGGCUACAUACCGUACCAGCGGCAUUCGGAUGAGAGGCUCGGAGAAAGAAAAACUUGUCAAAGCAGACCCGCAGCAUACACAUGAAGCGCAUGCCGCGCGCCGCACGCAGGUGGCAGCACGCAUCAAAGAGGCGAAUGAGAAAUUAUUCGUUUCACAGCGUCAGGUCGAUAUGCUGCUCCGUAAUGCGAGACACCUUCAACAUCUUACACCCAUUCAUCCACGCACUAGGGGGCAGGUUAUUCUUUCAGCAGGCCGCAUGGCUGCCAAAAUUAAAUGGGCUCGACUUGAGCUAGAACGAUUAAAGUGUCAUCGUGGAAUAUUGGCUAGGGAUCUAGCGGAGGAAGAGGGACGGGUUGGCAGUAGCGGUUGGAAGAAAGAGGUUGGACUUGCCCUUGGGCAAAUGAUGGAUGGUGCGAGCGAUAUUGGAGAUGUCACCACGCUUUUGGGCGAGAAAGAGGCCGAGAAGGCAUCAAUAUCAACUUCUCAACCAUCGAAUUGGAACGGCAUCGUCGCGUCGGACGCUAUGUCUAUCGCCAAAGAAAGUAAUCGCCAAUCAAUCUCUUCGACAAUUGCGUCGAAACAGACCAACCUUUCUACUCCCAAUCCCAACCCCGCAACAACACCCAUCACGGACACAGAUAGCACAUCGAACGCCGCCACUCCAACUCCCAGCAUCACAGACGAUGAUGAAGAACAGCGAUUCCUUCGUGAAACAGGUAUUCUCGGUCUUGAUACCGCCUCCCUCUCAAGCCCGCCCAACUCUCCAGGCAAGAAAGAACCCAUCACACCCAUCUCAACCAACGCCCCUGCAAAUCCAAGUGGUACACAUCCUUCUUCCCCACCGUCCUCAGAACGUUCAAAGGUCCGCCGUAGUUUCCAACGCACCCUUCGUGAAGCUCAUCAUAACGUCCCCCUCCACCGCACAAGCCGCAAGGGCCGUGAUCGCGAUUCCUCGACCCAUUCCUCCAUCCACUCCACAGCUACCGGUGGUAGCGGCGGCAAUAAUAAUAACAACCCUUGCGCCCCGUCUACUCCCACGGCGACAUCGGAUGAACCGGGGACUCUCGCGCGCAAAUCUCCAAGCUUCACGGUCCACGGCAAGAAGGCAUCAGUCAUCACCUUCGGUUCCGAAUGGCAGAGCCUUUCACCAGAGCAGAGACUAAAGCAGCGUAAGCCGCAAUCUCAUCAGCAGUUACAGCCCUCUCAAUCGCAGUCUCAGGGACAAGGACAAUCCGAUUCCAUCUCGAUUUCUGGCGUGGAUGACGGAACGGACUCGGUUUUUUCGGCUUCUAUCGUUUCGACUCUGGGAGGUGAUAGCCCGGACCAAGUGGGCGCGCAACCUGCAAGGUCAGGUAGUGUUGCGGCUAGAAAUGAGGCUCCAGACGCGGCGAACUUGGCUUCUAACGCCGCAAAUGCCGCUCAGACUACAGACUUAGCGGUCACAUCUCGCUGUUCGCCUACCAUAGGUGACAUUGGAAAUUCUCCUGUCCCUGGUUCCGGUAAUAACACUGAACAUCAGGUUUCUCACGAUGAUGCAAAACUUGUGGUUGCAUGA